AUGAAUCUUUGCCACUGGGAGUUUUCAAAUUCAACUAGGCAGGCGGCAGGCAACGGCGGGUUUCCGUUACAUCCCACAACUCCAGCGAACCGCUCAUAUUUCAUUCCGCAGACAACUUGUCUAACUCUCGUGUUUGUCUUGGUCAUAAGUCUGACCCGACUGGGCAUCUUCCGUAUCAUGGGUCAACGUACGCUUCAUGUUGAUUUGAGAAAGAUGCACGGAGUAAAACUGGAUAUCCACAUUGUUGUGACACCCUCCCCCCAAAUAAGGCAUCCGCAAUCUCCUAGGGAAGGGACACAUCGAAUCAAGCUCCAAUUGCCACAGGCCAAAAUUACGUCCACCGCAGCUCUGGGAGCCAGCUUAUCUACUACCACGAAAUUCUGCCACCCUUUCCCUCCCUUGCCCGACCGAUCGUACGGCUUCGCAAUCGGAUUCCAGUUACUUUCCUGCAUUGACGCGAAGCUGUCCCGUCAGCGCAGCCGCCCAAAACCCAUGAACCCCUAUUAG
Sodiomyces alkalinus F11 is the source of this 507-nucleotide messenger RNA. RefSeq lists its product as hypothetical. The transcript is spliced from 4 exons. NCBI's taxonomy places the organism in Eukaryota, Fungi, Ascomycota, Sordariomycetes, Glomerellales, Plectosphaerellaceae. The record is from RefSeq and is a predicted model, not a curated record. The coding region runs from base 1 to 507 and encodes 168 amino acids.